CGACGAUGGCCGACUCAGUAACGGCACCACCAGCAUCAGCUCAGUCUACUCCAUCUCGCUCCUCUCGCCAUGAUAUGGAGGGCCUCGGAAAAUUCAAACUCUCAAACGCAGCACCGAGAGGCAACUCGUAUAAAUCAAAGUUCUUUGUUCUGAAAGAAACCUAUGAUACCGUCACAGCGAAGCGCGAAGAACUGCGCAGAGAGCUCGAAGUUGCAAACACACGUCUGAAAGCGGUUCAAGCAGAAAACGACCUUCUGUUAGACGCAAUGCAAAUCGUCGCACCCUCACAACCUACUCUCGUCAACAUCCUCCACCAAAUGGAGGACGUACCGGUAUCCAUACCGGCUCCUCAUCCUUCGAGCAGUGGUGGCACCGAACAAAUGUACCCAGAUCACUACGGUCCCUCCGGCUACGUGCCACCACCUGAUCACCCAGGCCAGCACGAAGGUCAAAUUAUAGAUGCUGCACCACUAAACGGAACCGCAGUUAGUGACGGAUACUCACAUGCAGCCACAGUAAAUGGUCGAACGCGUACACGCGAGUUCCGUGAACGGGACGACCAUCCCGCCGAUGAAGAAAUGCUGGACGACGAUAUACCAAUCGCCGAGCGGGACCACGACCAUUCACUGUCACACGAACGUGAACGGGAUUACGCAGCGGGAGCAGCCGCGGGGACAAACGGACGAUGAGCAAAAACAACUCAAGGACAUGUCAGGCGGGCACCGGAACCCAGGAGCUAGGUCUCAGUAAUUGAUCUGUUAUAUGUAUUCCGUUCUUACGCUGUACUAUACUCCGUCCUCAACCUGUCCGUUUUUCCAAUUCACCUGAAACUCGAUUUCGUAACGCCUGACCCAUCUGACUCAGUACUACAUCAGCAAAAAUUUCUAACUUCUGUGUUCGUGUAAUAUUUCUUUCCGAGGAUCAUAGACGAAUGUAGUGUUUCGUUUUAUGUACCC
This is a messenger RNA of Fomitiporia mediterranea MF3/22, 956 nucleotides long. RefSeq lists its product as uncharacterized. The record is from RefSeq and is a predicted model, not a curated record. Lineage: Eukaryota; Fungi; Basidiomycota; Agaricomycetes; Hymenochaetales; Hymenochaetaceae. Bases 6 to 689 code for a protein of 227 amino acids. The transcript is spliced from 6 exons.